AUGGUUUUGAACGCGAAUCUAGAGCAUACAUCCAACACGAGUUCACCAUGGUAUCCCAUGAAAGUUUCAUCGUUGAAACGUUUGAAUUUGGCAAAUGCAUCGAUUCGUGCUAUCGGUGACAGUUUGUUCAGCAGUAACAAUAGUAUUUUGGAAUGGGAUCUAAGUCACAAUGAGGUGGUUACACUGCGACGAACACAAUUUCAAAACCUGAAACAGCUACGCUUGUUGAAUUUGAUGGACAACAGUAUUAAAACGAUUGAACAAAAUACAUUUGAGGAUCUCAAUCAGCUAACACAUUUGAAUUUACGAUUCAAUCGAAAACGAGCACUUGAAUUGCUCGGCCGCCUGAAUCGAUUGAACGUUCUGGAUUUGGGUGAAAGUCUAUUAUAUAGGCACAACAACAAAAUCGAAUGGAUACCACAGAAAACGUUUGAAGAUAUAAGCCAACUAACGGAGCUACAGACAAAACAUAAUCGACUAACAUUUUUGCCAACAACAAAGAAAGCAUUUAACAAUUUGCAAAAGCUAUCGGUUGAGGGCAAUCCCUGGCAAUGUGCAUGUUUGAUGGAAAUUUUUAAUUUUGUAGCACAACAGUCGCAACGUCGACGAAUCGAGUAUUAUAGUGCGAACAAUCCAUUUUACUCAGGCUUAAAAUUGUUAUGCUACGAACCACCCGUCAAACCGGCUGCACCAUGCGUUCGUGACAUUGACUUG
Messenger RNA from Sitodiplosis mosellana (orange wheat blossom midge), 714 nucleotides. RefSeq names its product SLIT and NTRK-like protein 1. The record is from RefSeq and is a predicted model, not a curated record. The annotation marks the transcript as partial. The transcript has 2 exons. Gene Ontology annotation, molecular function: protein binding. NCBI's taxonomy places the organism in Eukaryota, Metazoa, Arthropoda, Insecta, Diptera, Cecidomyiidae.